CAACAAGGGCGAAAAUCGAGUUCUUGUAUCGCUGUGUAGUUGUGUAUAAACAAUUUCCAUAUUGAGCACCAAUCGUACGAUUAUAAAUUGUUCACUAUCAGUCGUCAGAGAAGCAGAAAGAAGACAAGAUAAUCCAAGAUGAUGCGCAAAUCACUGACAAAUCUCCUAAAAAAAACCCUGAAAAUCCAAAACCCAAAACUAAAAUCAUCAUUAAUACCUACAAAAAGCUUCAGUAAUACAAGUUCAUCAUCAAUUUACAACUGGGAUUUGAGUUCUGCUGCAACAGAGAAGGUGGAUUGUGUAGUAAUUGGAGCUGGAAUUGUGGGAAUUGCAAUUGCUAGAGAUUUGGCUUUCAAAGGUAGAGAAGUUUUAGUCCUUGAAUCUGCUCCUACUUUUGGAACUGUAACUAGUUCUCGCAACAGUGAAGUUAUUCAUGCUGGGAUUUAUUAUCCUCCCAAAUCUCUCAAGGCUAGGUUUUGUGUCAAAGGAAGAGAGAUGAUGUACAAGUACUGUUCAGAGCGUGAUGUCCCUCACAAGAAGAUAGGUAAGCUUAUUGUUGCUACUCGGGAAUCAGAGGUUCCAAAAUUAAAUGAGCUGUUGGUUCGUGGAACUGAAAACGGAGUUGAUGGUCUGAGAUUGAUGGAGGCAUCUGAGGCUAUGAGGAUGGAGCCAGAACUGCAAUGUGUCAAAGCCCUGUUUUCACCUCUUUCAGGAAUUGUUGAUACCCAUUCUCUGAUGUACUCUUUACUGGGAGAAGCUGAAAAUUAUGGGGCAAUAUUUUCUUACAACACCACUGUCCUUGGGGGCAACAUAAAAGGAAACCAAAUCGAGCUUUUUGUGACGGGAAGCCAGAGUUUAGAAAACUUUAAUGAGGGAAUUACACUACAAGCUGAAGUUAAGCUUCUUCCUAAGGUUGUAAUUAAUUCAGCUGGCUUGGCCGCUGUGCCCCUUGCUAAGAGACUGAUGGACCUUGAUAAUUCUGUCAUUCCCAUUGCCCAUUAUGCUCGCGGUCAUUACUUUUCUCUAUCAAAGACUAAGGUGCCACCUUUUAGACAUCUAAUAUAUCCAAUACCAGAAGAUGGUGGGCUUGGGGUGCACGUAACACUAGAUUUAGAUGGCCAGAUCAAAUUUGGGCCUGAUGUCGAAUGGAUUGGUGAUGUGACUGACGUUGCGAGUUUUUUGAAUAGGUUUGAUUACUCUGUAUGUCCUCGUCGCAGUGAAAUUUUUUAUCCAGAGAUAAGGAACUACUAUCCCCAGCUGAAGGAAGGAUCUUUAGAGCCAGGUUAUGCAGGGAUACGCCCAAAACUCUCUGGUCCCGGAAAGACCCCUUCUGAUUUUGUAAUUCAGGGGCAAGAUGUUCAUGGAGUACCUGGACUUGUGAACCUUUUCGGCAUUGAAUCACCCGGUGUGACUGCAAGUAUGGCCAUUGCGGAUUAUGUAUCUUCUAGGGUCCUCCAUACGAUGUAGAUUAGUACUCACAAACACACAGCUCGUUUGGUAGCUGGUAAUAAAUAUAUGUAAUUUUGUGAUGAAAUCUGAUACCAAAGCCUCGCCCUUGGUAAUGAAGUUUCAUCUCCAUAUUCACCAAAAAUAUGUUUUUUUUUUCU
Messenger RNA from Beta vulgaris subsp. vulgaris (sugar beet), 1607 nucleotides. Its product is annotated as L-2-hydroxyglutarate dehydrogenase, mitochondrial. Gene Ontology annotation, molecular function: (S)-2-hydroxyglutarate dehydrogenase activity; (S)-2-hydroxy-acid oxidase activity. Gene Ontology annotation, cellular component: mitochondrion. Bases 139 to 1467 code for a protein of 442 amino acids. Lineage: Eukaryota; Viridiplantae; Streptophyta; Magnoliopsida; Caryophyllales; Amaranthaceae. The record is from RefSeq and is a predicted model, not a curated record. The transcript has 5 exons.